GCUAUCUGUCUCCAGCUCCUGGAGGACCCCUGUCCCACCAUGACUGGACCACUGAAGAGGAAAUUUGACCAGCUGGAAGAGGACUCUUCGUCAUUCUCCUCUUCUACCUCGCUGUCUCACUCCUGCUCUCCAAACUCUUCCGUCUCCCCUGCCUGGGACUCCGAUGAGGGCAGCCCCUGGGGUCAGACACCCCUGCCUGACCAGGACUUCUGCAGCCCCCGGAGUUUCACCCCACUAUCCAUUCUGAAGCAGGCUCCUCGGGAACGCACGGGCCGUGUAGCCUUCGAUGGCAUCACCGUCUUCUACUUCCCGAGGUGCCAGGGUUUCACCAGUGUGCCCAGCCGAGGAGGCUGUACUCUGGGCAUGGCCCCUCGCCACAGCGCCUGCCGUCGCUUCUCCUUGGCCGAGUUUACCCAGGAGCAAGCCCGGGUGCGGCGAGAGAAACUCCGUCAGCGCUUGAAGGAGGAGAAGCUUGAGGCGCUGCACAGAAAGCUUUCUGCAGCUGGGCUUCCAGAGACCGAGGCUGGCCAGCCCCUCACAGCAGACGCCAUCGAUGAUGCUUCGGUGGAGGAGGACUUGGCAGUGGCUGUGGCAAGUGGCCGGCUGGAGGAGAUGAACUUCCUGCAGCCUUACCCAGCUCGACAGCGGCGGGCUCUGCUGCGGGCUUCAGGUGUGCGAAGAAUUGACCGUGAGGAGAAGCGGGAGCUGCAAGCACUGCGGCAGUCCCGGGAGGACUGUGGUUGUCACUGUGAUAAGGUCUGCGACCCUGAGACCUGCAGCUGCAGCCUGGCGGGCAUCAAGUGCCAGAUGGACCACACUGCCUUUCCCUGUGGCUGCUGCAAGGAGGGCUGUGAGAACCCCAAAGGCCGUGUGGAGUUCAACCAAGCACGAGUGCAGACCCAUUUCAUCCACACCCUCACCCGCCUGCAGCUGGAGCAGGGUGCAGAGAGCCCUGGGGAGCUGGAGGCCCCUGCACAGGGCAGCCCACCCAGCCCCAGCGAGCAGGCCCUGGUCUCCUUGUUCCCACUGGCCAAGACUCCUGUGAGCAGUGAGCUCGGAGACAACAGCUGCAGCAGCGACAUGACCGAUUCUUCUACCACGUCUUCAUUGUCGGGCACCAGUGAGGCCCCAGACUGCCCCAUCCCCUCAGGCCUGCCUGGCCCUGGUUUCCAACCUGGCAUGGAUGAUGACAGCCUGGCGCGUAUCCUGAGCUUCAGUGACUCCGACCUCGGUGGGGAGGAGGAAGAGGAUGGAGUGGGUGUGGGGAACCUGGACAACCUCAGCUGCUUCCACCCAGCUGACAUCUUUGGUACUGGAGACCCUGUUGGGCUGGCCAGCUGGACCCACAGCUACUCUGGCUCCAACCUCAUGUCUGGCAUCCUGGAUGAAAAUGCCAACCUUGAUGCCAGCUGCUUCCAAAAUGGUGGCCUUAAAGAGUUCAGAGAAGGCAGCCUCCCUGGCACCUCAGUGCCACCCAGCGUGUAUGCUGGCCAGAGCAGUUCAGUGGACCUCAGCUUAUCUUCCUGUGACUCCUUUGAGCUGCUCCAGGCUUUGCCGGAUUAUAGUCUGGGGCCUCACUACACCUCCGAGAAAGUGUCUGCCAGCCUGGACAGCCUCGAGGCCCCACACUGCCCUGUGCCUGGCCUCUCUCCACCUGUAGAUGCCAGCACGUGCUUCCUGGAGUCCCUCAUGGGCUUGUCUGAGCCAGCCACUGAGGUCCUGGCUCCUUUUAUUGACAGCCAGUUUGAGGACACUGCCCCAGCAUCUCUGGAGCCUGUGCUGGUGUGAGGACUACGGUGCCUUUUCCCUUCCCCAGGAGCCCCAGUGCUGCUGUUUUGUGAUUUUGGGGCUCCCCAAGGUCUGUAUGUAUCAGUCUCCCACUGGCUGGCCCAGCCACAGGCAUUCCUGGUUUCACAAAACACUGAAUUUAUUUAUAUUUAUUGACUCUUCUGUGCUGGAGGGUGGGGAGGGGCAUUCGCUGUUUGGCCACCUUGUCCCCCCCCAGGGCUCUUCCACCUUUGCAGCUGUACCAGGAGAGAAGAUGCAGCUCUGCUGGAGCUGUGCAGACCCCUCUGGGUCUCUGUGAUGUUCCUCACCCAAAGACGGCAAGACAAGGCUAAAAUCAGCCACUGGUGGCUUCUUGUUUGCUCUGAGCCCCAGACCCAUGAGUGGCUGAUCUCUGGACUGUGAAGACUGUAAUUUAUUUCCAUAAUUUAUUGGGAGACUGAGGCAGCUGUCACUGGUGGGCAGUGUUGGGGUGAGGCCCCUUUUGUCCUGCACCCUGCCCUUCUCUGCCUGGGCUUUGAUGUGGACCAGAGGUGGGAUCUGCGUCCUGUGGCCUCCUCUGUCAGCUGCCUGGCUCCUGGAUGGCUGAGCAGGCGGGGCUGGGCUGACCGGCUGUGACCAAAACCCCUUCUGCCCUGUUCAGCCCCCCUGCUUCCUGCCCUCUGGCCAUCUCCCUUCUCCAGAGGCCACAGCCUUUAUUUCCAGCCCAGGACAAAGGAGGUGGAAGCCAGGGCCCCAGGGAACUGGGCUUGCCUCAGGGCUGCUGUGUGCCCCAGACCACCGUCUCAGGCUUUCUGGGCACCACAGGCCACUUGGCGAGGGUUGCUCUUUAGGGCUCUCAUGCCCUUUGCUUGUACUGAAUUUUGCAUCCAUUUUUAUAUUGUUCCUAAGUAUCAGAACUAUUAUUUAUUCAUUUCUCUGUGUGUCUGUGCCAAGAAACCCAGGCUCUGGGCUGCCCCUUGCCCAGGAGGCCUUGCCAGCCUGGGUGUCUGGGAACACAUUGUACCUGACCUGACAGGUACCAAUAAAGAGGCUCUAUUUUUAA
Chinchilla lanigera (long-tailed chinchilla) is the source of this 2830-nucleotide messenger RNA. It is a transcript of the gene Csrnp1, whose product is annotated as cysteine-serine-rich nuclear protein 1. Gene Ontology annotation, biological process: regulation of transcription by RNA polymerase II. The record is from RefSeq and is a predicted model, not a curated record. Lineage: Eukaryota; Metazoa; Chordata; Mammalia; Rodentia; Chinchillidae. Gene Ontology annotation, molecular function: sequence-specific DNA binding; DNA-binding transcription factor activity, RNA polymerase II-specific. Gene Ontology annotation, cellular component: nucleus.